Daucus carota subsp. sativus is the source of this 2069-nucleotide messenger RNA. RefSeq lists its product as uncharacterized. NCBI's taxonomy places the organism in Eukaryota, Viridiplantae, Streptophyta, Magnoliopsida, Apiales, Apiaceae. Bases 276 to 2054 code for a protein of 592 amino acids. The record is from RefSeq and is a predicted model, not a curated record. The transcript has 7 exons.
CACUCAGCUGCUCGUUUAUUGGAUUAAGAAGAGUGUAUUAUCACUUUCCUUUUUUAAGUUCUUUGGGAGCACAGAUGAGCAUGCCCAAAGUUGAGAAUGAUUAGCACCAGAAAUUGUGAUGUGUACAUCAAAUUUGUUGCUCUUCAUUUAUAUAUUUGGUGAUUUCUUUAGACAUUUACUGCCAACUAGUUUUACAGAAAAGCUCUAUCUGAUUUGCCAUUUGAUGGUUUAAAGUUCCAGGGAAUCCUAAAAAGUUUUCAUUUGGGUGUUAGAUAAUGGACUCAAAUUUGCAAUCUUCACCAGCAGACAGUGACUGUGCCAAGGCAGCAUUUCGCAAGCCUUCGAAUGAUGUGGUUAAUAGGAAGUACAGGCGCAGGUCUCCAGUUGAUGGGUCAUCUCCAUCUGAUGGGAGUCCUAAUGGUGCACGGGAGUCCAGCCCUGCCCUUCCCAAAGAAAAUUCUGAAAAAACUUAUGAUGAUCGUCGCAAACAGGAUGAUAGAAGAGACUUGAGUAGAGAGUAUGGUAGGAGUCAGUAUGGUCGGACAAAUGAUUCUCAUAAAUAUUAUGGCCGACAUUCCUCGAGGAGUACAGAUGGUUAUCAUCGAUAUGAUGACUACAAACGUGAAAAGUGUGCGGAAGAAGAUGAUAGAAAAUAUCCAAGGUCAUCUCGUUCUGGUAGAGAUAGGGCUGGUGAUCAUUCUGAUUAUACAAGUAGAGAUAGUCAGCAGAACAGAUCGAGAGGUGAUAGGCAUGAUUCUGACAAAUACACUCGUGGAAAGACUGAUUAUUCUGGGCACAGAAGCAGGGAGAGAUAUGGAGGAAGCUCACCUGUUGAGUAUCAGAAAGAUAGGGGAUCAUCACCCGACAGAGUUGGAUCCGGUGAUAGGCAGACAAAUUUAAGCAGUGGAGGGAAGUCUGCAGACCUUGAUAAAAAUAGAGGAACAAAACAUGAACGUGAUGAUAGAAGAGACUAUCAAAGGCGGCAUAAUUCAACUUCACGAAGGGAUAACUCAGGACCCCAAGUACGAGAAACUUCUGGGGGUGAAUAUAAAGAAUCAGAUCGCCUGAAGCACUCUAAACAAGAAAAGCGGGAAGUGCUGGAGAGGUCCGAAGGUAGAGCUUCUUUUAGCAGUGAAAGUCUUGAGAAGAAACCGAAGUUAUACGGCUUUGAUGGAAGCAAGGACCAAGGCAAAUAUGGAAAUGAAAAGGAGCUGUUAACUUCAGAGCAAGCUCAGACAUGCAUCAGUAAAGUUACUCCAGAUCAGGGUGUUUUGAAAGAUUCUGAUAUAGAUGCUGCUAAAGUUGCUGCAAUGAAGGCUGCUGAACUAGUUAACAAGAAUUUAGCUGUAACUGGGGGCCUGACCACUGACCAGAAGAAAAAGAUGUUAUGGGGAAGCAAGAAGAGCACGACAGUUGAAGAGGCCACCCAUCGAUGGGAUGCCUCCCAGUUCUUGGAUCGUGAACGACAAGAGAAAUUUAACAAACUCAUGAGUCUGAGGUUACAUUGGUACCUAUGGCGGAUUGUAGGGUGUAAAGGGCGAGCUCAAAGUGGAACAGAAACCCAACAUCCAAGAAGGAGAUGUGGUCCAAUCAGAGAAGCAGAGUCAGUUACAGCUGGAUUUGGAAAAGCAGUAUACCGCCGGUUUACGUCGAAGAGAUGGUCGUACAGUCGGACUGGGUCUGUAGCCAUCUAUGUUGAAGUAUUCUCAACUUAUGUAAUGAACCGUAGUAGGGAAGUGUUGUACAAGCUUGAAGUGAUGGGAGAUCUCACAAGACCCGAGUCUACUUUUUCUUUCAACCUUUUUUCUAUGAAAGCACCGGUGAAAGGUGAUCAUGAAAUCUCUAUUAAAUGUUCAGUGUGCUGUAAGAAUAUAUAUCUUAAGUUAAAACCACCAUCGACAGGCAGUCACAAUGACACUGCAAUAUUUUGUACUUUAUUUGGUGAUUGCCAUGGCAUUAAAAGUAUCGGGCAUUUAUUAUUGAGAUUAUUAUUUGCUAAAAUAAAUAUUUCCGAUACCUUAUAUGGAUGUGUUAUGGAUGAAGGCUGGAUCUGAGAUUGAAAUUUUUGG